Molecule: messenger RNA, 1993 nt
Organism: Paramuricea clavata
Lineage: Eukaryota; Metazoa; Cnidaria; Anthozoa; Malacalcyonacea; Plexauridae
Source: the annotation of a GenBank genome assembly
AUGGUAUUAACGUAUUUUACGGUUUUACCAACCGCGAAGGCCAGUGUGAACGCCUGAGCAGGCGUCUUGUUCUAUUUAAUCUGCCACGCAGUACUCAUGUACAUUGAACAAAUGGUCGUGUGCGAUUCGAAUUCCGAGUUACGUGUGAAAAUUACUGCUAGGACUGACGCCAAUCACACCAUGACUUCCUCUUCGUUCAGUUUACAGCGAAAUUUGAAAUGCAACUAGUUGACGCGUACUUAUUCGAGCUGACUGCUGAGGACAUUUUUUAGCAUAUGCUGCGCUUCAACUGAAACAUAUGCGGUGAUUGACGCGCAUGCGCAGUAAUUGGAUAAUUUUCUUCUUAAUUUAGACCAUUCUUACAGGAGGUGUUUUGGUCCUGACAGCGGGUUUAAAGAAACCCCAGUUCUUGGUAAGCCCUAAGAUUUUUUCACAAAGAAAUUCCAAUGACUGGCCUAUAUAUAAAUGGCCCUUCCAGUAACCAGAAGCUAUCUUAUAUAACAUCAAAUAUUGGUCGACCAGGCACGUAUAAAAAUUGUUCCAGAUCUUGUAACAAUGUUUGUGUGAGGCCGAUAUCAGGAUGUGUUCCCAUUUGUUGUGACAAGUCUGAAACAAGUUGUUAUCGCCUUGGUACACGGUUGACUUGCUACAAGUUGUUCCAACAAGAUUAAGAAAAGCUGUCCGUAACAAGUUGCUACGAGCUUGCUGUUAUCCAUUUGUUAACCGGCAACUUGUUACAUGCUGACGUGCAGCCGAUAUCAGAUUUGUUGGAAUAACUUGUUGGGAGUUGUCCCCAGACUUGUCAACAACUGGGAACAGGCAGUGCAGUUUCCUUCUUAUUUGAGAACCCUCGUAAAAACCAUCUUUGAUUAUAAAGCUUCCUCACAAAAGAUUGUUUAAAAAAAAUAGAAAAAAUAAAAGUGCGAACAGUUUAAUAAUUCCAAGACCAAUCAAUCCCACAGCAGUUUCCAAGAAGAUAGUGUUAAGUUGUUUUACGUGUUUCCAAGAAUAUAGUGUUCAGUUGUUUUAAUUAUUUUUCCAGAAAUACAUCAGCCUUUGCUGUGUACUGAUUACGAUGGUCCUAGCACAGGGAGUAAUUAUAAUAGAAGGAUUCGAUGCUACAUUUAUACACACACUUUCCAAGAACGAUCCAUCCUGCGAAGAUUUUGAACCAGAACGACACAGGUUGGAAUGUGUUAAAUUCAAAGAAGCAUAUCGCUUGUCCUUUACGUUGAUAUUCAUAACUGAUAUUGUGUUGGUGUUGUGUGUCAUCGUCGUGCUUCUACUGUUUGCAGAUUGGAUUUUGUUUGUUGCACCGGUACGAAAUAUGUUAGUUUUAUAGUUGUUCAUAUUUUGACAGGCACUUAAGUCAAAACUGAUGAAGUAACUGUACAUAUACAUAUACAUGUUGUAUCAGACACAGCCGAUGGUGUUGUAAAUAGUUAAGUACCAUAGAACGUUUGCACUUGACGUCACAGUGUUCCAAUUCAAAAGAAUUUUAAUUAGACUCUUUUGUCUGGAACACCAACAUGGCCGCCAAGGCUUUUGUUGAGUUGAUCCCUGGGGAAUGAGUGCAAACGCUCUAUACAUAUUACAUUGGAUAGCUGUAUCAGUUCUAAAUUGUUCUUCCAAAGACGCCCAGUCACCAUUCCCAUUUAAAACUGUCAUCCUGACUGGUUGUAAAAUGUAUAAAGGUGGCUAAAUUUUUCUGUCAAAAUCUGACAGAUAAUUUUUCGUGUCUCCCAUUGGUCACAUGCAGAAAAUAAAACAUUUUAUCCAACCCUGACAAUAAGAUUGAAUGUGAAUUGUGCAGUAUCGAAUUUUAAAAAUGUUUGUGCAUUUUCAGAAAACGCUACAACGCAACGAACAAGCGGUACAUGAAAUUCCUCCACCGCAGCAGGAAAGAUAUUAUGUUGCUAUGCCAACAGAGCGAUACCAGCGAACUUGGAAUUCUCAACACGAUCAGAGUACAAUACCACUGCAUCCAAUGUAA